This is a messenger RNA of Penicillium angulare, 291 nucleotides long. RefSeq lists its product as uncharacterized. The transcript has 2 exons. The record is from RefSeq and is a predicted model, not a curated record. NCBI's taxonomy places the organism in Eukaryota, Fungi, Ascomycota, Eurotiomycetes, Eurotiales, Aspergillaceae. Bases 1 to 291 code for a protein of 96 amino acids.
AUGGCCGAUACAAACUUCCACGAUCCCCUGGAUCCACAAGUCUACUAUGAAGGGUUCCCUAUUGACAAAGGGUCUCUGUACGAUCGGUUCAAAGACAUCGACCAGUUAGAACACUUCCGUACAUACAUGCAGCGACUAGAGAAGCCUGAAACUCGGAAUUUUGUAUUGGAUUUUGGGAACGAAGAUGCAUAUUGUGCGAUAGAUUUGGGAACCAACGAUUUUAAAAACCACCUCUGGGCCCCAGAAGAGCAAACAGAAACCAUCAAAGUGAGUGGAAACGCCAAGAUUUAA